Molecule: messenger RNA, 4566 nt
Organism: Vespula vulgaris
Lineage: Eukaryota; Metazoa; Arthropoda; Insecta; Hymenoptera; Vespidae
Gene: meng
Product: serine/threonine-protein kinase meng-po
Exons: 2
Coding region: 472-1635 (387 amino acids)
Biological process (GO): peptidyl-threonine phosphorylation; peptidyl-serine phosphorylation
Molecular function (GO): ATP binding; protein serine/threonine kinase activity
Source: RefSeq, a predicted model, not a curated record
AUGCCUCCAGACGCGAGAUACGCGCACGACUGAAAAUGUUAACGCGCUCUACCGGCUUCUUUUAUUCUCUUAACGUCGUUUAUCUCAUUGAACGAGGUUGAUCUGUCGUCGAUCGUUAUUUGACAAGGAGGAGCGAUUAGUGUGACAAACUUUAUUUUCUUUUCUUCACGUGAGAAACUCUCGUACUAUUUAUUCAUUGUUAUUUUUAAACGACGAUCGUCCAAGAGACAGAAAAAAGAACGUCGUCUUUGAUCCCGUGGAAGAUGUAAAUGAGAAAGAAGAUACUCGGAAAGACUUUUCGGUGACAAGGCAAGUGAAACGGACACUCGAGUGAUCUCGAAUAGUAAAUAAUCUAUCGUGAAGAGAGAUAGAGAAGGAGGGAAAAAGAAAAAGAGAGAGAGAGAGAGAAGAUUCGACGUCUAGCUUGUGCAGUGAAUCCUUCGUGAUAAUUUAUUCGGGCCUUCGAUCGUGAUGAAGCUGCACGAGAAGAAGGAAUCGGGUAUCCACAGGAUACAAGAGGUACCGCUCGAAGAGUUGGAUCUAGCAAAGGAGUACAACGUGGAGAAGACUUUGGGCGAGGGUAGUUUCGCCAAGAUCCUUCUCGCGACGCAUAGGGCAACGCAAACGAGGGUGGUCCUCAAGGCGGUUCAUCAGGAACUCACCACCGAAAAGGAUUUCUUUCGGGAAUUCCAUUACUCCUAUCAUCUCAGUCCGCAUCCUAGUAUACUCUGUUCUUACGCGGUUGCCUUCAAGGCCGAGAAAUGUUACUUCUUCGCUCAGGAAUACGCGCCGUUCGGGGAUCUAUCCGGAAACGUAAAAGCCGGAGGAUUAGGCGAAGAUGCCUGCAAGAGAAUCGCCGGACAAUUGGCUUCGGCUCUCGACUUCCUUCAUUCCAAGCAACUGGCACACCGAGAUAUUAAACUCGAGAACGUGCUGGUGUUCGCUCAAGACAUGUCCAAGAUAAAGCUCUGCGACUUUGGUAGUACGAAACGCGAGGGUAGUCUAGUGAACAAAAUCAGAUGCACCUGGGUGCCAUUUCAGCCGCCUGAGAUCUACGAGGUUAUCAAGAACGAAAGGUACGCCUGCAAGAGAAGCGCCGAUUGCUGGCAAUUCGGCAUAGUCCUCUUCGUCUGUCUGACGGGCAAUCCACCCUGGCAGAGUGCCGACCUGAUCCAGGAUCCGGAUUACUCGGGUUUUCAGAGAUGGCUCAAAAGACGUACCACCAAAAUACCACCUACUUUCCGACGUUUCACGCCACGGCUUUUGAGGUACUUCAGGCGAGCCUUCGAGCACAAGCCCGAGAAGAGACCGCACGUGACGGAGAUCAACAAAUACCUGAAAGAUUCUUGGUGCAUCAGCAAAAUCAGUCACAGUGCUACCUCCACGUCGGUCGACGUGAACGAGAGCCUAGCCAGGAGAGGCGACAGCCUUCUCUAUUUGGACACGAUCGUGGACGAUCGUCACAACGUCGACGAGAACAAGAACAAACUGAGAAAACUCUUAAACAGUUACGGUCUCGAGACGACGGUCGAUCAGAAGGUUGUAACGAAGAGAAUCUGGGAAUGGGUGAUGCAAUGCGAUUCCACCAUCCACGAUCCCAGUUUCAUAGGUGGAUUUGGUACGGAGAAUAUGUGAGAGAUGGUUAAAUCUUUCAGCGAACCGUGCUUGCAGAGCAUCAAGCAGGAACGCAAGUACAGCCUGGCAGAUCUCGACGUGCAAGUCGAGCGUGCGAAAUAAUGCCGUGGUGGCGAAUAAGCAUAGUAAGCUAUCGAACUGCAUUAUCCAUGACGUGGACGUCGAGUGCAAUUUCAUGCAUCGAUCACAUCUCCAACGUGUUCAGUAAUACCGUUUGAUAGACUUAAUCGACGGACCGAUAAUCGAUGAACUCUUCGCGUCUUUCGAAAUCGUUCAAGGGCGAUACCGAUAAAAAACAUGACGAGGUCGUAAGGUCGCGCGAUGCAGAAGUGUACGAGUGACUUAUCGACGAUGCAAGAAGAAGACGAGAGAGAGAGAGGGAAGAGAGAACAAUUACUUACGUUCUCUACAUCUUCUUCUCUUUUUCUUUCUUUAUUAGAUGUACGAAAGAGUCUAGUCAGUAGAUAAAAAUGAAUGUGAUAUAGAGGAUGAGUAGGAUGUAGUGAUCGUGACACAAUAAGGAUAACGAAGUGUCAGCAUGCCAGCCAAAGAGACAAUAAUAAAUGUCAGACGAAACUUAAUAGUCAAAUACCUGUGUCCUUGUAGUCAGUAAAAAAAAAAAAAAAAAACCGUAGAGAUGGAACGCGGAUUUUUCCGCGAUUAAGCACGAAUUUUAUCGGUCGCACCAAACUUUUCCUUUUCUUCGUGUUCAUUCUCCUUUUGCACGCGAUCGAGGUCAAGGUAUCAAUUAAUAUCCUAAAACAUUCACGCGAAAAAUGACGCUUCGACGAUUGGAUAUAAUUAUUAUUCGAGUACUAUAGAAGUUCCUUUGAAAUUAUAUUCGAUAAUCAAUAUGAUAUAUCGUUCGAAUUCUAUCAAAGUAUUACAAAAAAAGUUAUCCCGAAUAUUUAAACAACAAAUUCAGUAAACGCUAAAUAUCUUGACUAGACAGUUUUAUUCUAACGAGUAUGUAAUUUUGAAAAGCAGUUCGAAAAAAGCUCCUAUAUCGGAUUAAAUGAACGGACAAAGCAAAACGAACGCUGAUCGUGACUUGGAACUUUGAUUGUUGUCUAAUCGAUAGAAUAAUGCGUAUGUAUAUACAAUAUAUAUAUAUAUAUAUAUAUAUAUAUAUAUAUAUAUAUACACAUACACAGACACAUACACACACAUUAUACAUAUAUUCUUGUAGGAAUUUAUAGUAGAAUGUAGAAAAGUAAGAGGAUGAAAAAACUAGUGACGUUGUUCCUUAACGACGAAUGUAAAUAGAGAAGAAAAAUUAGAGAGCAACUCUGCCUAAAAUACAAAUGUCCGAAUGCCGAACGUGUGUGCACCGAAAAAAGCAAAAGAAAAAGAAACGAGAAGAAAACAGAAUGCAAUCGUUACGAAAAUCGCGGGAAAAACGACGAAUGGCAUUUUUGGUGCCGACUAGUAAGUACCUAUCGCUCCAAAAUUAAUACUAUCUUUUAUAUACGCUAUUUAAUUACCUAGCAUAUGACAAUUGGAUUAUAUUUUCUCGUAAAAAAUUUUGAUCGACAUCUCGACGAUUGUAAAUCUUGUCUCUCAGCAUGCAUAACUAUUUCUUGAUACUUAUACUCUUCAAAUAAAAACGAAAGAAUUAUUCUUGACGCGUCAUGCAAUGGCCGAUUGAUUGACACCAUUGCAAACUGCAUCUUUACAUACUGAUUAAAAAAGAAAAAAGAAAGAAAACUGAGAAAAAAAAAUGAGGAGAAACAAAAUUAAAGGGGAAAAAAAAAGAGAAAGAAAAAAAAAGAAAAAAAAGAGCAAAAAACGGCGGAAAAAAAAGAAUAAAACAAGCAAGCUUCGCGUCAAUUCGUUCCUUGUUGUACUUCGUGGGUCCAAAAGUGAAUCGGGAAUAAAAUAAGACGUAUUUGUGAUAAUAAAAGUACGUAGGAACGAUUUUGCAAGAGGCUACCUAGCGUAACGUUCGGUUUUCGGAUCACUAACAAAUAAAUGCAUCCUUAUUGCUAUCGAUGAGCUAUAGACUGGAUAUUAGAAAAGCUGUAAGAAAAACGCCUCAUGACCAUCCAUCGUUUCUAUUUUCAAUGCUCGCAUAGUGUAUGUUAAAUACUAUAUCGAAUGGUUGCGAGUCAAAAUCGAUGACGAACCCUCGUAAUAAUUAAUCCGUUAGAUUGCUCCUCAUUAAUUGGCACAAAUCACGUUAAUGUUUUUAUAUUCAUCGAUAUGUAUUACUCAAAGAACCUACAAUUAAGAGAUCACAGAAAUGUAUGAUGUCAGAACUAAUUAAUAAGCUUACGUAAUGUUUCGUUACAUAUCAAUGGCAUUAGUUACGUGUUUUUAAAUAUAUCGACGUGUUUGAUAACGUCUCUAUUUAUUGGCACGGCGAGUAUAAUGUUCUUUUUCUUUUCUUUUCUUGUUUUUUUUUUUUCUUUUUUCUUUUUUGUUCUACGUACGACCAAAAGAGAAAUUUGCCAAUAUUUUAGCGCCAAGUUUUACAAGGAUUAACAUGUUUCUGACGCCAGCCUAAUUUUGAGAGGUUCGAUGUCAUCGAUUUUUGCACACUACGCGUACGAAACGUUGGAAGAGAACGAUUAUUGUAAAUAGAUGUGUGAGCGUACGCGUGCCAAACACUCUCGGAUCUCAAAUACGAGGAUUUCCGAGCAGGUUUGUCCGCUUUUCGAGCGACGAGACGAUUUAGAUGUAUUAAUGCGAAGAAGAAAGUCGAAAGUUUGCGUACACGCGUUUCUACAUUUGUACGUUAAUCCUGAAGAUGUUUCAGUAGGCAAAACUCUUUGUAGAUCCUUUCUUAGAAGAAUUUAAACGCAAGAGGGAUUGAUUUUAAAGAGCGGCGGCGAAGACGACGAUUGGACUACGUGGUGCGUGGCCUCUGUUAAACGUCAAGCAAUGUUUUGUAUAUAUCGAAAUAAACGUUGAAAUUGUAUAAAACAGUUA